AUGGGUGAAAUGUUAAGCAUGAGGGUGUUGGUUUUAAUCAGUGUGGUAGUAAAAAUAAGAGCAGGGAUGUUUGACAUUGACACAAGGGAGAACAUGUGGGUUACUUGGGCCAAACAAACUAAACAGGAUUCCUUUUGUUUAUCUCUAGCGACGCCAUCCAAUCCUUUUAGAACCUGCUUGAUUGGAGUUCCACUGACCUCCAUGGCAGAGUUCAAGUCUUUAACUCCUGUCAGGAUUGACCCAAAAGGUGAUUUAGGGCCACAAGCUGCUGCCAUAGCGCGAAACCUUCGAGCGGCUGGUCCAGAACCUCAGGAGCUUGAUCUUUUAGGUUCUGUGCCAGGAAACUAUUGUCUUGUUUUUGGGCGCUUUGCAGUGAAUUCUAGUCUAUUAAUCAUAGAUGAGCAGCAAUUGAAAGGCCACGCUACGUGGCUGUCCCCUCAUUCACUUUUGUAUUACAAUUACUCUGAGUAUUGUAAUAGUUGGGUCAGAUCUGUCACGCAAUUGACAACAGCUGCUAAGAGAUUGCCACCAGGAAUCUUUUUAGUUUGCGGAGAUAGAGCGUGGUCCACAGUACCUCAAAACAGUGUCGGAGGACCGUGUUAUUUUGGCAAACUAACUCUGUUCGCACCUAGCAUUCACCAGGUUCUAGGCUUGCCAAGGAAGGCUCAACGAGUCAAGCGCAGUAUGUCUCAGCUAGGUCCCAACUGCAAAGAUCACGUUACCCUAUGGCAGCCUCCAGCCGUGAUCUCAGCAUCCAUUUUUGCCCCAGGAGUUGCUUCAGCACAAGCCCUCACACAACUGAAACAUUUAGCCUGCUGGACAGGAAAACAGAUUAACAUAACGACGAAGUUGUUGAGUGAGCUUGCUGAAGAUGUUAGUGGCAUUCGCCAUUCAGUGCUCCAGAACCGAGCCGCGAUUGACUUCCUUCUUUUGGCUCAGGGGCAUGGAUGCGAAGAGUUUGAAGGCAUGUGCUGCAUGAAUUUAUCAGACCACUCACGGUCGAUACAUCAACAGUUAGCGCAGUUGAGGGACAACAUGAAACACCUUGUAGUUGAGAACACUCCGGUUACCCGAUUUAUAUCAGAGUCUUUGAUAUUUUCGCCUCUUUUCGAGACAAUGGACGCUACAAGCUGCAUGGCAGCCAAAAGGUACUGGUCCAUAAUUGAAUCCCUCCGCGUCUGCCGCUCUUACCUUCUCUCUGCUGACAGUAGGUGGUACUGUCGCCUUUCUGACCAAUCCAAUCGACAGACGCUCCCCAGCCUGCCUCGGAAAUUCCGGACUGUAGGUCGCAAGCGACACACACACGUCCCAAAUCAAGCGAGGUCUUCCAGCAUUUAA
Prinia subflava (tawny-flanked prinia) is the source of this 1338-nucleotide messenger RNA. RefSeq lists its product as uncharacterized. The record is from RefSeq and is a predicted model, not a curated record. The transcript has 2 exons. Bases 1 to 1338 code for a protein of 445 amino acids. Lineage: Eukaryota; Metazoa; Chordata; Aves; Passeriformes; Cisticolidae.